CGUGGGUUUCUUGAGCUGAAAACUUUUGAACCGCCGGUGUUUCCUCGUGAUGGACGAGGGCAGGGCUCAUGGUCUGAGCGCUUCUUCCUCCUCCCCUGAGGUCACUUUGGAUGAGUCCAUCCGCCCCUCAUCACGACACUUUCUGCAGGAAGAGUAUCGUGAAUCGUAUCCCUUCAGGACGCUGGCAGAAGCGAGGUACGAGUUGAGACGACAAAAGAUCCCUACAGCUGACUUCAUCCGCAUGUUCAGUCAGGCGCCACUGAAAGAGUCACGGCUCUACGAGCUGCGAGUGCAUCAUGGUAACAUCGCCCGCACCAAAACUGCCAAGGCGGAGCAAGCCUCACAGGAGCAAAACAUCACAGCGAAAAUCAGGAGAAGCCGAAAGCGGGAGCUCACCUCGGCAGAGCAAGUGCGACAGCUCUGUGAUGUGAUGCGCAAUCUCCAACGACGCACAGAAAGCAAAGAGAGCAGACUUCUCGAGAAAUAUGGCUUGGGUGAUGGACGACGAUUGCAAAGCGCCUAAGUAGCUCACAGGACUAUUUAUUUGACGACCUGAGUUAGUGAUGCGCUACAAACUUAGAAGGUCCAUGUAGUCAAUUGCUCAACGUUGCUGGUGCC
Molecule: messenger RNA, 618 nt
Organism: Cladocopium goreaui
Lineage: Eukaryota; Dinophyceae; Suessiales; Symbiodiniaceae
Source: the annotation of a GenBank genome assembly